GCUCGCUCGCUCUCCCCGCCCCUCUCCCCGCCCCCCGGCCGGGCUGGGCUCGCCACUCGCCGGCUGCGGCUCUCGGGCGGGCCGGGCGAGGGAGGCGGCGGCUGCAGCAUGCGGACGGGCAGCGGCGGGGAGGCGGCGGCCGGCGGCGGCGGGGCGCCGGGCCCGGAGGAGCGGCCGGGCCAAGGGGCCAAGCGCGGGCAGCGGCAGCUGCGGGGCGGCAGCAUGAGCGGGCGGGCCGGGAAGGGCUCCCCGAACGGGGGAGUGCCGGCGGGGGGAGCCGGAGGCCGAGCCCCAGCCCCCCCCGGGAGCCCAAGGUCUCCUUCUCGUGCAGCGGGGCCAGACCGAGAGCGGCUCCCCCGGGGGGGCCGGACGGGGCCGGCGGGGAGGAGGGCGGCGAGCCCCGCGGCAGCCAGGCGAGCUUCAUGCAGCGCCAGCUCGGGGCCAUGCUCCAGCCCGGGGUCAACAAGUUCUCGCUGCGGAUGUUCGGCUCCCAGAAGGCGGUGGAGCGGGAGCAGGAGCGGGUCAAGUCGGCGGGGGCCUGGAUCAUCCACCCCUACAGCGACUUCAGGUGCCGGACCCCGGGGGGCUAG
Molecule: messenger RNA, 590 nt
Organism: Chrysemys picta bellii (western painted turtle)
Lineage: Eukaryota; Metazoa; Chordata; Testudines; Emydidae
Source: RefSeq, a predicted model, not a curated record